Molecule: messenger RNA, 1595 nt
Organism: Gamsiella multidivaricata
Lineage: Eukaryota; Fungi; Mortierellomycota; Mortierellomycetes; Mortierellales; Mortierellaceae
Product: protein-tyrosine phosphatase-like protein
Exons: 5
Coding region: 107-1420 (437 amino acids)
Biological process (GO): dephosphorylation
Cellular component (GO): nucleus
Molecular function (GO): protein tyrosine/serine/threonine phosphatase activity
Source: RefSeq, a predicted model, not a curated record
CACUACUUUUUUUAUUACAUCACAAAUUCUUUCAUUUCGCCUCUGUUCAUUUAUUCGUCCCCAACGAAUCUCAAUCAAUUGCGCAUUCGCCCCAUCACCUCUUUCAAUGUCUAUCCCUAGAGAAAACAAAAUUCAAGUCCAGAUGGCAGAGGGUAUCGAUCAUGGCUAUCAGAACAACGGAUCCGUACAAGCAGUAGGCUACUACAAAUCGAAAUCCGUCUCCUUCAAGGACUCGAUCUCACACCCUAUCAACGUCAGCUGGAUCAUCCCACCCUGGAUCGAUGCCCUUCUGCAGCAGGACAUGUCUGUCCCCAACAACUUAUACUUGAUCCCAUACGCCCAGCGGGAAGCCGAAGCCAUGCAAAAGAUGGAAGUCGCAGAGGACGCUAUCACGCGCGCCAAGAAGAUAUACCCUAAUUGGAGACCCAGAGGCAACUUAGGUCUCUCAUCAUGCCCAGGAAAGAAAGUGCGUCUCGACGGACCCGUCAACGGUAGGGCCAAGAUUGUGCGCGACCUGGAUCUGGACUUCGAUCGACUUCAAAAGCUGGGAUUUACGCGCGUUGUCUGCUGCCUAUUCGAUGAAGAGCUUGAGCUUCUUGGAUCACCAUUUCCGAAAUAUCUGGAGGCAGCGAACAGCCACGGUUUGGAUGUUAUCAGAAUUCCGAUGAUCGAGGGAAGCACGCCGUAUUCGUUUGCAGAGAUGGACCGCAUUCUCGACAAGAUGGAUGAGACCACAAGAAAUGGACAGAAUGUACUUGCGCACUGCCGAGGAGGUGUCGGUCGAGCUGCGGUAGUAGCAUGCUGCUGGUUACUUCGACUCAAUUACUUCAAAGAUCAUCGUGAAGUUAUUGAAUGGGUGAGAGCACAGCGAUCGCCCAAGGCCAUCGAGACCAAGGAGCAGGCACAUUUUGUAGCAGGAUAUCAUCUCUGGGUGAUCGGAGGCCAGAGUCGGUCUAUUAGCAUGAUGUAUGAGGGAGAGAUUAAGAGGCGGAUAGACUGGGCAGAAGCCAAUAUGGCUCACGCGCGUGAGGAUGCUGCCAUCAAGAACGAGCAUGGUCACCAUGAUCUCCAGUGCCGACUGCAGGAGCAACAAGCGCAAGUACAGCAACAAUCACAGCAAGAGCUACCUCAAACCCAACUUCAGCUUCCUAUCAACGGCCAAUCAACAUCAAGCGCACAACACCAAAGUCAGCAGCAAAGUAAGCAGUAUGCUCAGCAGCAUGUUCAGCAACAAAAUCAACAGCAUGUUCAGCAGCAAAUAGACCAAGUAGACCAUAUUGCGCACACGCAGGAGCGCUUUCAACCUUCACCUAAAUCAAUUACUUCAACGGCAACGGUCUCUUCUCGCCAAGCAGAUCCCGUAUCACCCUCUUCACUAUCUGGAAUGGAUCCAACGAACGGAUUCAAUCCUCCAGAGUGAGAAUGGUUCAUAGGAGGAAGCCCUCUAGAUUAUAAGAUACGACAUCUCCAUGCAUGAUAGAACAUAUGCAGAGAGCGCAAGGAAUAAACUGUGCGAAUUGAAUACCUAAGGGCGUUCGUUAUAAAAGAACCUUUUUAUAUGUCCGUCACUUUCCCGAGGAUGCACUCGUGCUUUG